Branchiostoma floridae (Florida lancelet) is the source of this 2775-nucleotide messenger RNA. RefSeq names its product coiled-coil domain-containing protein 63-like. Gene Ontology annotation, biological process: outer dynein arm assembly; cilium movement. The transcript is spliced from 15 exons. The coding region runs from base 246 to 1952 and encodes 568 amino acids. The record is from RefSeq and is a predicted model, not a curated record. Gene Ontology annotation, cellular component: axoneme. Lineage: Eukaryota; Metazoa; Chordata; Leptocardii; Amphioxiformes; Branchiostomatidae.
UGGGGCCUUAUUUGCCCAGUGAUGCGGAGAUUUGGAGAGGUAUUUGCACAGCGGUCGCCUUGACAACCACAACAGUUUGUGUGCUUUAGACCUACAGCACAGACUUGUGACCAAUGUUUAUGCGGUGUUCCUCGCCAUUUCUUACCAGCCUUGCUGUCUAGAGCCUCUACUGUAGGCUACUGGUCCGCUACGUCCUGAUUUCAGCCCACUUUUUCUCGUGACGUUCCUGAGUAAGAAGCGAAACCAUGCCACGUAGACAUUCCGCAGGCCGCCGCUCUGAUGCAAGCGAGGUGGAUGACAUGGAGGGACUCGCUGAAAGUGAGCUGGCCAAGCUACAGCGUCAGUACCGUAUUAUGGAGGGGGAUCGCCAGGCAUAUAGUGUGGAGUCACAAGAUCUGAUUCGCAGACAAAGGGCUGAGAUUGAUAAGCUGCAAGCAGAGCAGAAUGAGCUGUUCAAGGAUUUGAAGCUGUCCCGCAGCAAGUUCAACCAGGUCAAGGAUGAGGAGAACAAAGAUGUCUUGAAGAACCUGGUUGCUGCUAAAGAUGAAUAUGGGUCAGCCAUCGAGAAUGAAAAGGAGAAAAUUGCAGAACUUGACAUUGAGAUUCGCAAGUGGGAGAGGAAAGUGGACGGGCAGCGGAAGUCUAUGGGAGGCAGCAACAUCGGUCGUGAGCAUGAGGUCAAAGUUCGCAAGCAGAUGAGGGUCCUUGAGAACAGACUGGACAGGAGUACAAAAGGUUUUAAUGAGGCGCUGACGAGGAAUGCGAAGCUACGUGAGGAGAUUGACAGCCUCCGGACUGAGAGAGCCAGAUUUGAGCAGCUGUUCAAGAAGCUGGACAAGGAAUUGAAGGACACCAGGAAGGAGAUUGGGGAGACGAUCGAGAGUUCCACGGCGGCGUACGACUCCCGUGACGAAGCGCAGGCCAAGAUGAUCCUGCUGAAGGAGAAGGCCGACAAGGACCUGGCACAGCACACACAGGAGACCAAGGAGCUGCAGCGAGUCAUCGACCAUGACAGGAAGCUGAAGGAGUUCAUGGGCAUCAAGACCAUGGAGAGGGAGGAGGACGAACAGGCUCGUGCACAGAGGAUUAAGAGGGAAAUAGAGGAAGCAGAGCGUAAGAAGAAGGAGGCUAAGGAGGAAAGCGUGGAGACGUACGAAGAAGCUUUUGACAAGAUUCGUGCAGAGACAGGGGAAGAAGACUUGGAUCUGCUGGUGGAGAGGUUCAUUGAGGUGGAGGAUCGCAACUUUGCUCUCUUCAACUAUGUGAAUGAGCAGAACAAUGAGCUGGAGAAGCUUCAUGAUGAAAUUGAAGAUAUCCAGGAGGAGAUCAAGCGGUUCCAGCAGCAGGGGGUGUCCAUCGAGCAGCAGCGGCAGCUCAUCCUGAAGGACCUGGAGGAACAGUCGGAGACGGCCGGCAAGACCGCCAACGAACACGACGAGCGCAGCAAGGCUGUCAACAAGAUCCUGGACCAGCUUAAAGCAGGAAUUGACUCACUCUUCAACAAGCUGAGCUGUGACCGGUCAGCUCUGGAGGACAUGUUGGGGGGAACCGAGGGCGUCCGGAACGACAACAUGAUGCAAUACCUGGGCGUCAUCGAGGAGAGGACCAAUGAGCUGUUAGCAUCACAGGCAUACCUCAUGUCAAAGGAUUAUGAAAGACCAUAUGACCCCAAACUCAACAGUCUGCUUGGGGAGGGACCAAGCAAACCACCCCCCUCUCUACAAAUAGAACCUCCCACCACUGGAGAUGACUAUGACAGUGAUGAUUCCGCCCAACCGAGUGAUGAAGACCAGAGACCACUCACACAGAGUGAGCUGAAGAACAGGGUCAUGAAGGGGGUUAUCAAAAAAGAAAAAGCAGCCGGACAGAAGAAGACGUUUGCAUAUGACUUGUCAGGUGCAAAGGAUCUAAAACAGACGAAAUCCUACGAGAAGAAGAAGGGAAAACACUAGGAAGCAAUGAUCCUAUGUCACUCCUUUAUUUGUACAUACUAAAACAUUUAUUUCCUCCUGUAUAACACAUGAUGUUGCACAGAUUAGAUAUGCAUAUAUCUUUCAUUAGUGUUCAAAUAUAUAUAAGGCUUGUUUAGAAAUCAGUUCAUAGAGAUGUUGCAUAUACUUUAAGCUGUAAUUUGCUUAUUUCAAUAUCAUUUCAUAAGAAUUGAGAUACCUCUGUUGUCAUGUUAUUACCUUAAAGUUAUUGUAAGAAUUGUUUGACUUGAAUAUUCAGUUGUCAUUUAUGAUUUUUGAAUGUGAAAGCUUGAUUUACCUGACGUGUACAAUAUUGAUGACGAUUCGAUAAUUAAGUGAAGUUCAUAGUUCAUCUUAUAGGGCAUCUCUUCAAAAGUGAUGCAAGUGCAAUGUAACAGUUGACAUGUGGUGUGAUCUAUCAGACAUAUGAGAACAAGCUUAUGUCAUGGACACAGGCAAUUUUUAUCUUUUAUGUUGUUUGCAACGCUGCAAAUAUUCUACAGCCAAAACAGUUCCUUAAUGUUGUUGAAAUUUUGGAUGAAUUGUAAUACAUUUUGUGGUAUUCAACACGGUUUUGUCACAAGCACAAAAUGGUUGUCUAAAAGGAAUCAAGGAUAGAAAAUGUUAAAUUUUGGUUGUUUUGCAUCCAAUGACUAUUACUAGCUACUUUCUACACAUAUCAUAGGCAUUUUGUAGCAAUAUGAUGUAUAGAGAAUAUUUUGACUACAUUACUGUGUAUAUAUACAUAUACAUGUACAUGUAUGUUGAACAUGUUAACUAAAUAAAAUAAUGAUUUCAUUCAUAA